Messenger RNA from Conger conger (European conger), 2066 nucleotides. RefSeq names its product serine/threonine-protein phosphatase 2A catalytic subunit beta isoform-like. Lineage: Eukaryota; Metazoa; Chordata; Actinopteri; Anguilliformes; Congridae. The coding region runs from base 501 to 1430 and encodes 309 amino acids. Gene Ontology annotation, biological process: mitotic cell cycle; peptidyl-serine dephosphorylation. Gene Ontology annotation, cellular component: cytosol. Gene Ontology annotation, molecular function: protein serine/threonine phosphatase activity. The transcript is spliced from 7 exons. The record is from RefSeq and is a predicted model, not a curated record.
AGAUGUAGUGGAUAUGCGCAGCUCCUCCUCUGAACCAAACGGAUGUAGCUAAGCUGAAACCGUCUCUAGCGAGUUUUCCGGGAUCCGAAACCUCCGGCUCGUGCAGUGAGCAAAUACCAGUGCAGUGACGACUGGGGGAGGAGAGCGUAGAGGCAAGCGGCCAUUACAUAGCUGAGUUCCCCUGUAGGUCGGAGGGAAAAAGGGAGGCAGCUUGUGUGGCUCUUGCGGCGCCCCCCCUGUGAUACACCCGCUGGACCGGUGUGUUCUUCCCACUACACUAGCUAGGCUUGCUAAUUAACUACGAAUAGGGAUAGGGAAAGGCUUGGCCCGCUUUUUAGCGUGAUAUACCUUCGGAACGUCAGUAUACUAUCAGAUUAUAGGCAAUCUACUAAGAAAUUGAAGGAGUAAAAUUUGCGUUAAAAUCUAGCUAAAUAUAGCUAGCUUGUACAAAAGAGAGAACCACCUUAUUACAAUUAUUCAAAAUUGGUGUGUUUUUCAAAAUGGACGAAAAAGCUUUUACAAAGGAACUGGACCAAUGGGUCGAACAGCUGAAUGAAUGCAAGCAGUUGACGGAAAACCAAGUGAGGACGCUUUGCGAAAAGGCCAAAGAGAUUCUGACCAAGGAGUCGAACGUGCAGGAGGUGCGCUGCCCCGUCACGGUCUGCGGGGAUGUGCACGGCCAGUUCCACGACCUCAUGGAGCUCUUCAGGAUCGGGGGCAAGUCCCCCGACACCAACUACCUGUUCAUGGGCGACUACGUGGACAGAGGGUACUAUUCGGUGGAGACGGUCACGCUCCUCGUGGCGUUAAAGGUGCGUUACCCAGAGCGCAUCACCAUUUUGAGAGGCAACCACGAGAGCAGGCAAAUCACGCAGGUGUACGGCUUCUACGACGAGUGUCUGCGGAAGUACGGCAACGCCAACGUGUGGAAGUACUUCACCGACCUCUUCGACUAUCUCCCGCUCACCGCGCUCGUGGACGGACAGAUCUUCUGCCUGCAUGGUGGACUCUCACCCUCCAUAGACACACUGGAUCACAUCCGGGCUCUGGACCGCCUGCAGGAAGUUCCACACGAGGGCCCAAUGUGUGACCUCUUGUGGUCAGACCCGGACGACCGCGGCGGCUGGGGCAUCUCUCCGAGGGGCGCCGGCUACACCUUCGGACAGGACAUCUCCGAAACCUUCAACCACGCCAACGGCCUCACCCUCGUGUCCCGCGCCCAUCAGCUCGUCAUGGAGGGCUACAACUGGUGCCAUGACCGAAAUGUUGUCACCAUUUUCAGCGCGCCAAACUACUGUUAUCGCUGUGGCAACCAGGCUGCCAUCAUGGAGCUGGAUGAUACCCUUAAAUACUCUUUCCUCCAGUUUGACCCUGCACCUCGCCGCGGAGAGCCCCACGUCACCCGCCGCACCCCCGACUACUUCCUAUAAAAGCCUGCAGCGCCCCCAAUUGGCUUGGUGUAGGACUGCAGCAAUUUGUCAAAGCAAAAAAAUUAAAAUCUUGAUCACAUAUAUAUUAAAAAGAAUCAAAUCUGUGAGAUAUGUUAUAACAUUAAAGCACUAACAUGGACCAAAACGUGCCAUAUAAGCAUUAGUACACAUACAAAAUGCCCCAUGUCUCCGUACUGCAAGUGUCCCAUAUAGCCUUCAGCUCAACAGUGAAAGAUUGCCUGCUGUAUACUAUUGGUAGUAAUGUUGUUUCUGUUCUGGAUUGUAUGAUAUUGAAAACAAAAGGAAAGUGUACCAACUUGCUAUUUUCAACUUGACUGGCAAAGUGUUCAUUUUGAGUUGUAGCAAUGCUGGGCAUGUGAACUAGGAUGUUCUUUUAUAACGAUGCACAAGCUUUCUCCCUCUCUACAACCCAUGAGCUUACUUACUCCUCCUGCAAAUGCUCUUCUUUGCUUUCGUUUUUAAGGGCCCUUGGUCCCUUCCCCUUCUACUGCCUGAUCUUACCAUUUGAGUUUACUGUACCUUUUUUUUCCUGUAAAUUUGUCAUGCAGUGAUUGCAUCUUUGGUGUAUUUGAACAAAUAAAGUACUUUUGAUCGUGACCUACACGCUACAGGUUA